Messenger RNA from Xylaria bambusicola, 2661 nucleotides. RefSeq lists its product as uncharacterized. The transcript is spliced from 2 exons. Lineage: Eukaryota; Fungi; Ascomycota; Sordariomycetes; Xylariales; Xylariaceae. The coding region runs from base 522 to 2198 and encodes 558 amino acids. The record is from RefSeq and is a predicted model, not a curated record.
AACACUGUCGCAGUAGCUGUACAAGAUUAUCUAUCUACAGUGCCUAUUCAAUAGGAAUUGAAUUCUCCUUUAAACUACGAUACAUGGCUUGAGAAGGUUAGUGUAGGUACUGAAGGGCUUACUUGUCCGCUGAGAUAUGAGUUCGCCAGCAAUGAGUGUUGAAUAGGGCUGCUUAUGAGGGAAUGCUGACACCUGCAUACUGCGCAGCCCCGUCCCAGGAGCCAAUGUUUAACAAUGUUUGACUGACCUUUCCCCGAGGAUCGAGGCCACCAUCAUUCUGUCCAGGCCGACCUUUAGGCAGCCUCAUGCAGAUUGAGAAGUCACGGAAGCCAGUUGUAAGUCACUUAGGUAAUCUAUCUAGAAGGACUUUUAAUCCAGAGACAAGCCCCCAAACCCAAUGUGAAGAACUUCUCCAACUAUACCCUCUACUACAUAAAAGGCCUCCCCUUGAACUCUCCCCUAUAUUCUCAAUUCUUGAUUGAUGGGAUCCCAUUUCAGACUUACUACCAAAUUUGACCACCAUGUCUCGAGCCCCAGUGGCUGGCUUGCAUAUCCGACCAUACCUUCGUUACUUGGCGAGUGAUUUGCACCGACGACUCCGCGCUGGGUAUACCCUCGGUCAAGCAACAGCACUAUGGCUGACCUGGUCCUUCCCUCAGAAGGUGGCCGCCGCUAAUACCUACGUUUUCACUCCUGUUCAAACUUUAUCCCCGGCACAACAGACAUCGGUGAACCAAGAGGGUGGAGAUUUUGAUUUUAUUAAUUGGGUUAAUAGGGGAAUGACUAUUCGAGGUGGCAAUUCGGUUUACGCAUGCUUGGCUAACCUCACUGCCGCACUUGAGCUGGUAGGACAGCUUAACCAAGCGGAAUACAAUGGUGCCGCUGGUGCUUUGAGCCUGCUUCCAACAGCAGGCGCAUUGUUGGGAGCGCCCACUCGAGAGAUGUGGAUUCUGUAUAAGCUGGUACCUAUUUCUGGAAUUCUCAGCAUGUUUCUCAGCCUCGGAGGUUCCAUCACCCCUUCAAAUGUCGGCGAUUACGACCCGAACAAACCCUUCUCGUUUGGUGGUUUCGUGCCUACAAUUCCCGUUGAAGCGUCCCGCCGACCCAAGUCGCGUACAACAAGCCAUAUCAACGAAGGAGAAGCAAACAUUUACAAACGCGAUGAAGAACUGAUGGUGGAGGAUGAUAUCAACAAGUUUGCCCGCGAAAUCAAAGAGAGGGCAGAAGACGAUGGUGGUGGGGAUAUAUUCUUGCGUGUUUGGUUCGCAAUGGGUAUUCAGAUCACUCUCAUCGCCGCUCUCUUGGUUCCAAUGUACUAUGCCCAGAGAGGUGCGGUCAUCACAUGGUGGUGCAGAGUAUGGGGCUGGAUGUGGUUCUGGUACUUCCUCGUGACGGUUGUAGCUAUAUUCGAUAAUCUCGUCGCCGCUCCUUUCACAAAAAGCUGGACUGUCCGUAUCUCAAGGUCUCCUACAGGGAUCAUCUUAGACGAGACGGCUCCCAAGAUCUACAACAAUCCACAGUAUCCCAACGCUCUCGCCUUCAUUAAGGCUGGCCCAGUUAUGAACCAGAGAGUACGGAUAGCAGCUAACACAGGAGCCAGCUAUCCUCGCACUUGUUUCUACGCUGUCAUUUCUGUGAAGAGGAUCUCCACGGUUCACGCAAUAGCACAAGUUGUUGCCAAGUUAUCCAGUGUUGCUGUUUUCGCCUUUGGCACAGCACUAUUCGCCUCCGCUACCCUUGUAUCUAUUUCAAUCGCCUUGAUGGUUCUAUCUGUGAUCCUUGCUGCCGGCGUUGGUGGGCGGGUGCUCGCCAUGUGGGUUGUCGCAACGAUCAGCAGUCAAAAUAGGCCGAUCAUCCACAAGAUGGUUAGAUCCGAGGAAGAAGCAGCAAGAUACUUCCAGGCACUAGCAGAAAUUGAUGUGCAAAUGGAAAUCAGCGGACAUGUAAUUGUCAAUGGGACUAUAGUCAAGUCCCGGCAUGUCUGGUUCUCUCCAGAGACGUAUAUUGGGUUGCUGGCUAAGCCGUUUGAUGUGGUAUCCAUGGCAGAGAAGAACUCCAGGGGAAGCGCAACGUCAGCCUAUCAUCCAGUUGCCCAAAACUUCUUGGCUCCAAUGAUGGAUGAUGAAAUGCAGUACAGCCAGCUAUCAGCACCACAACGUAGGCCUGGCCCUUCGUCUGGUCAGGAUUGGAUUCCAUAACAGAUUCAUUUGGUCUUAUUUGAAGUUUACGGUAUGGUAUAAUCAAAUUUCAUGAAGAGAGUGGUUAUUUCAGUUAAGCAAGCAAAUACGAGCGUUCUUCUGAUAGUAUUCCUGUAUUUUAGCUAUAUUGUUGAUUUUCAUGUCUUGGUCGCUGUGGUUUACUAUAUGAGGUUGUUCAGUGUCUUGCCUCUUUACAUCUAUGAUUUCUAGGUGCGAUACUGUUAGACACGCGAACGGCCAAAAAUGCAGUUCGCCUACGGCUAUGGGCACAAGCAGCCUCGUUUUGAAAAGAGCAGGUUUAAAUCUGGUAUCGCUUUUCGCUAAACCUGUAGGUAUCGAUCUGCUACCAAUAAUAUGUUGGUCAUAUGCUAGCGUGGUUCCUGCACUAUAUACAGCCAAAUUAGUAUGGCCAUACCAUCCAAACUAGGUUGGCUUAUAGGUAUAUAAACGCCAUAAUACUGCC